Linum trigynum is the source of this 1206-nucleotide messenger RNA. Lineage: Eukaryota; Viridiplantae; Streptophyta; Magnoliopsida; Malpighiales; Linaceae. The record is from the annotation of a GenBank genome assembly.
GCAUAGCCCACCAUGGUGGCUUUAAAUCCCCCUUCAUCCUGCACGCAGAAGCGAGCGGAACAGAGUGAUGGAGUGGCCGGUUACGGCCGUCGCACUUCGGCGAGUUCGUCACCCCCACUUCCCACGACAGAGAGAGUUGGGAGCUUCUUUUUUUUUUUUUUCUCGAAUCUCUCACCCAAUUUUGCAAUCUAAUUUUUCAAAAUAUCUCUGCUAUUAGAAACCAACAAAAAUAUAUCCCUACACAGCUACACUAAAAUCACACGAAUAUCUUUGUUCCAAAAUAAAAUUGAGCAAAGAACCAACUAGUCUAGAAUAUAGCUUCGUAACCGACCUGGUCAAACUAACAUAUCCAUCUUCCCUACAAAAAAAAAUCUAACAGAAUCCCAUGGCCAUAAACAACACAAAUAUCAGUUCACUCCGUCACAAAUCCUUUCCUCGCAUCACAUAUCCCAUAAACCAUCCUCCCUUCCCCUCCCAUUAUGGCCGCCGUCGAAUCCUUCGAAGAUUGGGAGUCAGUUCACUUCCCCGAGAAGAACCCCUCCUCCUCUUCCUCCGCCGUCGCGCCGAAUGAGUCGGAAACGAUCGCCGACGUUCAACUAAACGGCACCGUUGCCACGUCCUCCGUGUCUCCUCCUUCGGCCGGCGUCAUUUGCCCUCCUCCACCAAUUAACCACGAAAUCGUCCAGAUUAAUCAACCGUCGUCUCUAACCCUCUCCCUCCCGCCACCGGAGAAUGAAUCCGGCGAUGAAGGAGGAGGGAGUGAAAUUGGGGAUGCGGAUUCAGGGGAGAGGAGGAGUAGGGAUCGGUUCGAGAUUCUGAAGUCGGGAAUCUAUCGGGUCGUGCGGUGGUGCGCCGUCGGCCGGGGGAGCAGCGGGCUGUGGUCGUGCGUGGUGGUGGCGGCGGCGAUUUUGAUGUACGCGAGGCUAAUGAAGUGGAGGCGCUGGGUGCGGGACGAGACGGCCAACCGUUUCAGUCUCCUUAUCAGAGAAAAAGAUGAGAAAAUCAAGCAGCUGAUGUUGCAGAUUGCGAGGCUGAACGAGAUGCUUGUACAGCGGCGCAGAGUUGUUGUGGUUCGAGUUCCUCACUAUUAUAGUCUAUAGAAACGCUGUAAAUCGAUCAAAGUUUGUUUGGCCUAUAAUUAAGUUGCUUGCACCAAUCUCUCCCAUUCGAUCCAUCCAAAUUUGCCAACAAAUUGCUAUAGGCGAC